GUAUUUUUAUAAAUUUGGUUGUGGAAAUCGACUUGAUAUCAUUUCAUUGGUGGUGAACAUGGAAACCAUAACAGCUUUUGGGCCAAAGCAUGGAUCUCAAGUCUCUUUUCCUUCACGAACCAACCUGUUUCAGGAAACGAAACUCUCUCGCUUUCCACUAACGUCACUUCAACGUAAGCCAGCAAAGAAGGUUUCUUUGAAGGCAACUCCUUCUCCGACUUGUGAUGGUCGUACGUUCAAGAAGUUACCACCUUCUGAAUGGACUGACCAGUUCCACUCUGUUUCCGUCGAUGUCUCGGAAAUGGAUGUGCUUGGGAGAGAGAUAGAGUCACUAAAGCCGAAUGUGGCAGAGAUGCUCAUGUCUCCCAAAGGCGUUGACUCAGUGAAGAAGAGAAUCCUUAAUAUCUAUUUGCUGGUGAGCCUUGGUCUCGCGUAUCACUUCGAAGAUGGGAUCGAGGAGAGUCUUAGAGAUGAUUUCCAGAAGAUAGAUGCGUUAAUGGCUGCUGAAGAUGAUUUGUACACAGUUUCCACCAUCUUCUGGGUUUUCAGGACAUAUGGUUACAGCAUCUCUUCCGAUGUAUUCACGAGAUUCAAAGAGGACAAUGGGAAGUUUAAGGAAUGUCUUAUCGAGGAUGCGAGGGGUAUGUUGAGCUUGUAUGAAGCUGCUCACUUAGGGACGACUACAGAUUACAUAAUGGAUGAAGCCUUGAGCUUUGCAUCGAACAACUUGGCCUCGUUAGUAGAAGGCGAGAUGUGCCCGUCUCAUCUCUCCAGGCAUAUACAAAAUGCUCUUUCUCUACCUCAGCAUUGGAACAUGGAGAUAAUAGUUGCAGUUGAGUAUAUCCGAUUCUAUGAACAAGAGGUUGGUCAUGACGAGAUGCUACUAAAGUUUGCCAAGCUCAAUUUCAAUUUAAUACAACGCUGUUUCCUUCAAGAACUCAAAAUCCUUACUAAGUGGUACAAGGAUUGUGACUUUGCUUCUAACUUGCCACCAUACUACAGAGAGUCAAUAGUGGAAAUGCACUUCUAUUCAGUAGCGAAUUUCUUCGAGCCACAUUUCUCACGUGCGAGGAUUAUGCAGACUAAGUUGUUCAUGACCGAAAUGAUUCUUGAUGACACCUGCGAUAGAUAUGCCACUUUUUCUGAGCUUGAAAGCCUAAUAAAAAGCGUGGAAAGGUGGGCUCCUAAUGAUGCUAUGCCUGAUUUUUUUAAGUUCGUGUUUAAAUUUAUAUCGGAUGCCUUUGAAGACUGUGAGAGAGAAUUGAGGUCACAAGGAAGAUAUUACAGUUUCGAAGAAACAAAAAUUGAGGAGUACAUGGAGGUUGCUAAAGAUGAGGUUGGGCCGUUUGUAAUUGUGGCAAGCACUUUGAUGGGUUUGGAUAAGAUCGAUGCAGUUGAAGCCUUUGACUGGCUCAAGUCCAGAUCCAAACCCCUUCAAUCUUUAGCUGAACAUGUGCGUUUUAUGAAUGACCUGACCGGUUUCAAGGAUGACAUGAGUAGAGGAUGUGUCUCUACUGGAAUGAACUGUUAUAUGAAGCAAUAUGGGGUUACCGAAAAGGAAGUGUUUAAAGAGUUCAAGAAAAUGAUUACGAACUCUCGUAAGAAGAUGAACGAGGACUUCUUGAAGACAACUGAUGUGCCACGUCGAGUUAUGAAGGCAGCCUUCGACUGUGCACGCUCGGGAUGCGUUGGCUUCAAUGUAGGUGACGGAGUAACCUAUCCCAAAGGAAAAAUCACGAAGUAUAUCAAGUCGCUGUACGUUGAUCAGAUAUUGUUUUGAAGAAUUUGGAUCCUCCUUACAAAGUGAACGCUAUGUCCUAUGUGGAAGAAAAUUGAAGACAAUAAGCAGUGCUUGCAUGUGUGGUGUUUUUAUUUUGUAUUAAAAUGUGUGUGCUCUUUAGCAAAAAUAACAAAAAAAAUAUGCGUGUGUUUCCUUUAAAAUUUUCUUUGGAUUCAUAUGUGAUUCAAUAAAAUUAAAGGCAUUAGAUGAAA
Messenger RNA from Thlaspi arvense, 1992 nucleotides. The record is from the annotation of a GenBank genome assembly. Lineage: Eukaryota; Viridiplantae; Streptophyta; Magnoliopsida; Brassicales; Brassicaceae.